Messenger RNA from Trichechus manatus latirostris (Florida manatee), 1824 nucleotides. Its product is annotated as calcium-activated chloride channel regulator 4. Gene Ontology annotation, cellular component: plasma membrane. NCBI's taxonomy places the organism in Eukaryota, Metazoa, Chordata, Mammalia, Sirenia, Trichechidae. The record is from RefSeq and is a predicted model, not a curated record. The transcript is spliced from 9 exons. Gene Ontology annotation, molecular function: intracellularly calcium-gated chloride channel activity. Bases 121 to 1773 code for a protein of 550 amino acids.
GAAUUCUGUAGUGCAAAAAACCAUAACCGAGAAGCUCCAAGCAUACAAAACAAAAAAUGCAAUUCCAGAAGCAUAUGGGAGGUGAUUAGCAAUUCUGAGGAUUUUAACAACACCGUGCCUAUGGUAGCACCACCCCCUCAACCUGCCUUUUCAUUGCUGAAGAUCAGUCAAAGAAUUGUGUGCUUAGUUCUUGAUAAAUCUGGAAGCAUGGCGAGUGGUAAUCGCCUGAAUCGAAUGAAUCAAGCAGCGAAAUAUUUCCUGCUGCAGAUCGUUGAAAACGGAUCCUGGGUUGGAAUGGUUCAUUUUGAUAGCUCUGCCUACGACAAAAGUCAGCUUAUCCAAAUAAUAAGCAGCAAUGAAAGAAACAAGCUCUCAGAGACCUUACCUACAACAGCUUCGGGAGGAACUUCCAUCUGCUCUGGAAUCAAAUCAGCAUUUCAGAUGAUUAAACAUAGUUUCCACCAAACAGAUGGAUCUGAAAUAGUGCUGUUGACCGAUGGGGAGGACAACACUGUAAGCAGUUGUAUGGAGGACGUGAAACAAAGUGGGGCCAUCAUUCAUUUGAUUGCUUUGGGACCAUCUGCUGAUCAAGCAGUAAUAGAGAUGACCAACAUAACAGGAGGACUUCAUCAACUUUCUUCAGAUCAAGCCGAGAAUAAUGGUCUCAUUGAUGCUUUCGGGGCCCUUGCAUCAGGAAACACUGAUAUCUCCCAGCAGGAUCUCCAGAUGGUAGAAGAUUCAAACGGCAUUCUCCAAAAGGCAUUUAAAAGUAUAAUAACAGAAUAUCAAAAAUCAGCUAGAUUCACAGUGGACACAAAUUCCAGAAUGGCCCAUCUCAGUAUUGCAGGAAUUGCAAAGGUGGGCAUUUGGACUUACAGUCUAAAAGCCCAAGUAAGUCCAGAAACAUUAACUAUCACGGUAACUUCGCGGGCGUCAAAUUCUUCUGUGCCUCCGAUCACAGUGAAUGCUAAAAUGAAUAAAGACACAAACAGCUACCCUAGUCCAAUGAUUGUUUAUGCAGAAGUUCAGCAAGGGUACUUCCCCGUUCUUGGAGCUAAUGUGACUGCCUUCAUUGAAUCACAGUCUGGGAAAAUGGAAAGUUUGGAACUUUUGGAUAAUGGUGCAGGUGCUGAUUCUUUCAAGAAUGAUGGGGUCUACUCCAGGUAUUUUAUAGCUUACAGACAAAAUGGCAGGUAUAGCUUAAAAGUGCAGGCUCAAGGAGGAACAAAUGCUGUCACGCGAAGCUUAAGGCAUCCACUGAAUAAAGCUCUCUAUAUACCAGGAUGGGUGGUGAAUGUUCCUCAAUUACCUGUAACUUUUUUUUCCUUAGUUCAACAGUAUAUCAUAAGAACAAGCGGAAGCAUCCUUGAUCUAAGAGACAACUUUGAUGACGCUCUUCAAGUAAACACCACUGAUCUGUUACCAAACGAAGCCAACUCCAAGGAAACCUUUACAUUUAAACCAGGAAAUAUCUCAGAAGAAAAUGCAACACAUAUAUUCAUUGCCAUUCAAAGUGUAGAUAAAAGCAACUUGACAUCAAAAGUAUCUAACACUGCACAAGUAGCUUUGUUUAUUCCUCAGGCAGAUUCAAGUCCUGAUGAAAAUCCUCAGAAUCCUAGUCCUGGUGAAAAUCAUCAUAAUACUGGAGUUAACAUUUCUACCUUGGUGUUGUCAGUGAUUGGGUCUGUUGUAGUUUUCAGUAUUAUUUUAAGUACCACAAUUUGCAUUUUAAAGAAGAAAAAAAAUGUAAGUAGGCCUAGCACUGGUUUUUAACAAAAAUGAAGGAGAUCUGUGAAUUUUUUAAUGUAAUCUGUUUAAUUAUGA